This is a messenger RNA of Tripterygium wilfordii, 990 nucleotides long. RefSeq names its product phosphomannomutase-like. Gene Ontology annotation, cellular component: cytosol. Bases 238 to 975 code for a protein of 245 amino acids. The record is from RefSeq and is a predicted model, not a curated record. NCBI's taxonomy places the organism in Eukaryota, Viridiplantae, Streptophyta, Magnoliopsida, Celastrales, Celastraceae. Gene Ontology annotation, biological process: protein N-linked glycosylation; GDP-mannose biosynthetic process; mannose metabolic process. Gene Ontology annotation, molecular function: phosphomannomutase activity. The transcript is spliced from 10 exons.
UACCUUCGAGUGGCGCAACCGCAAACUGAAGUCACCGGCAGACACCUUCCCCUCGGAGAGCGCCACUCGCUUCAGCCAGAUCAAAGAAUCUUAGAUUCGACUAUUCAAUACUUGAGAUCUGAUACUUUUCACAUUGCAAUUUGUCCUCCUUUUAUCAAUUUAUCGAUUGUUUGGAUUGGAUCUUCAAGAUCUACGACCGGAGGAGGAACAACAGGAGAGGGAGGUAUAUUAAUUCCAAUGGCAGCAGUAAAGCCUGGUUUGAUUGCUUUGUUUGAUGUUGAUGGCACUCUUACAGCUCCAAGAAAGAUGGCUACUCCAGAGAUGAUUGAGUUCAUGCAGGAACUCCAGAAGAAUGUCACAGUUGGAAUUGUGGGUGGAUCUGACCUUUCCAAGAUAUCAGAGCAGCUCGGGAAAACAGUUGUUAAUGAUUAUGACUAUGUAUUUUCUGAGAAUGGCCUUGUGGCUCAUAAGGAUGGGAAACUCAUUGGCACCCAGAGCUUGAAAUCAUUUCUUGGAGAAGAGAAGCUCAAGGAAUUUAUAAACUUUACCCUCCACUAUAUUGCUGACUUGGAUAUCCAGAUAAAGAGGGGAACAUUUAUAGAAUUUCGAAGUGGGAUGCUCAAUGUGUCACCUAUUGGGCGAAACUGCAGCCAAGAAGAAAGAGAUGAGUUUGAAAGGUACGACAAGGUUCACAAUGUACGUCCAAAAAUGGUAGCUGUGCUUCGUGAAAAGUUUUCUCACCUCAACCUUACAUUUUCUAUUGGAGGGCAAAUAAGUUUUGACGUUUUCCCCCAAGGAUGGGACAAGACGUACUGCCUUAGAUACCUUCAAGAUUUUCAUGACAUCCACUUCUUCGGUGACAAAACUUACAAGGUCAACAUCUUGUCCAUGAUAUAUUGGCCAUUAUUUCUUGCUUUCUGCUUUACUCAAGUCAGCUAUGUUUCACCCUGCUUUUAUGAUAUGUUUCUCUUUUAAGAUUUGUCUCCUUAA